Messenger RNA from Phyllostomus discolor (pale spear-nosed bat), 4048 nucleotides. It is a transcript of the gene CDKL4, whose product is annotated as cyclin dependent kinase like 4. The record is from RefSeq and is a predicted model, not a curated record. NCBI's taxonomy places the organism in Eukaryota, Metazoa, Chordata, Mammalia, Chiroptera, Phyllostomidae. Gene Ontology annotation, molecular function: cyclin-dependent protein serine/threonine kinase activity; ATP binding. Gene Ontology annotation, cellular component: nucleus. Gene Ontology annotation, biological process: protein phosphorylation. The transcript has 10 exons. Bases 453 to 1736 code for a protein of 427 amino acids.
UGCUCCCGCGCUGGGUGUCAGACAUGUCUCUUAUUCUAUCAGCCCAGAAUACUAGUACAAUGUUUGCUGAAUUAUGAAAAUGGCCGCAAAAUACCGCACCUAAUUGCUGAUUGUCAUGGAAAAGCCUACAGAAGUUUGCUGAAAAUUUAUUUGGGAAAUAAAGCAGGACCGAAGAGUAAUGACUUAGAAUAGGGUCUGCCAAACUGAGCGUCUGUGCCCAGGUGUGAAAACGGACAUGUACUCCACGCUUACACGUGCUCAAUUUUAGUGCUUUUAAAGCCUCAGAAUGGAACGGGGCUUGGUAUAAUGAUAGUGUUCCUGGAAAAAGCAGUGUUUCCUGAGCGCCGCCUUCCGAGCAUCUUCAAGGGUUCUCGGAGGAGAAACCGCUGUUGCGUCCACACGCUGAGGGGCUGGGUUUGCCCGAAGGUGACCCACGGGGAUGUGAGCCCGGGAUGCGGGCUUCCUCUGCGGCGGGCACCGGGGAAACCUGCCCCGGAAGCCGCCCUGCCCCGCUGAGCGUCCGGUUGCCCGGGAGACGCUGCGGACGUUCAGCUCCAGAGUUGCGGCGCCUGCUGCUGGCUGAGCAGAGCGACGCGCGCGUCGGACUUGGGACUGCUCAGGGCGGCGCCACCAUCGCCAGGUCCGCGCAGUGCAACGCUGUACUGCAAGUUAACCAACACAGUAAUUUAAGAGUCACUUCUGCUAUCAUGGAAAAGUAUGAAAAAUUAGCUAAGAUUGGAGAAGGGUCUUAUGGCAUUGUAUUCAAAUGCAGAAACAAAACAUCUGGACAAAUGGUAGCUAUUAAAAAGUUUGUGGAAUCUGAAGAUGAUCCUGUUGUUAAAAAAAUAGCACUGAGAGAAAUACGUAUGUUGAAGCAAUUAAAACACCCAAACCUUGUGAACCUCAUUGAGGUGUUCAGGAGAAAGAGGAAAAUGCACUUAGUCUUUGAAUACUGUGACCAUACACUCUUAAAUGAGCUGGAGAGGAAUCCAAAUGGAGUUGCCGAUGGAGUGAUCCAAAGUGUAUUGUGGCAAACACUUCAAGCUCUUAACUUCUGUCAUAAACACAAUUGCAUUCACAGAGAUGUAAAACCGGAAAAUAUUCUGAUAACUAAGCAGGGAAUAAUCAAGAUCUGUGACUUCGGGUUUGCACGGAUUCUGAUCCCAGGAGAUGUCUACACUGAUUACGUCGCUACAAGAUGGUACCGAGCUCCUGAACUUCUGGUGGGAGACACUCAGUAUGGUUCUUCAGUCGACGUCUGGGCUACUGGCUGCGUUUUUGCAGAGCUCCUGACAGGCCAGCCACUCUGGCCUGGAAAAUCAGAUGUGGAUCAACUUUAUCUGAUCAUCAGAACGCUGGGAAAACUAAUCCCAAGACAUCAAUCCAUCUUUAAAAGUAACCAGUUUUUUCAUGGUAUCAGUGUACCUGAGCCAGAAGACAUGGAAACUCUUGAAGAAAAAUUCUCAGAGGCUCAUCCUAUGACUCUGAAUUUCAUGAAGGAGUGUCUGAAGAUGAACCCAGACGACCGGUUAACCUGUGCCCAGCUCCUGGAGAGCCCCUACUUCGACUCUUUCCGAGAGGACCAAAGCAAAAGAAGAGCACGCAACGAAGGGAGAAACAGAAGACGACAGCAGAAUCAACUGUUGCCUCUCAUACCAGGAAGCCACAUCUCCCCCACACCUGAUGGAAGAAAACAAGUCCUCCAGUUAAAAUUUGAUCACCUUCCAAACAUUUAGGAAACUGUUCUUUCAAGUGGAAAGUAAUUUAAUAUGUACACAUUUUUGCACCAGAGAGAUAGGAAUUCUCAGUGUUUCAAAUGCAAAUGAGCCAUAGGAAAAUGAAGAUGCCUUCUACAAUUGUUCUGCUCUGAUCAUUACUGAUCCCUCUGCCCGUGCUUUUCACGUGCCAACUCUAUCUUUUAGAAUAUUUUCUUGAAAUAUUAGAACUUCUGAAACCGCACAUAUGGAGGAGAUAUUUUCAAUUUCAUCAGAGCUGCCCCUCUUGAGGCAAUUUAUAUUGAGAAUUUGCGUGCUUACUCUGAUGUAUGGAUGUGAAGAUGUACAUAUAUCAUCUUGCAUCAGCUGACCACAUAUUGUCUUAGAGCAAUAUCCAGUAGCUCUCUUCGCUGUUUUUUGUGUGAGGAAUGACUUUAUGUUUCUGCAUUUUAAUUCACUCUCAUUGUAAUCAGGUCUGUCGAGCGACUCUGCUGUUUUGUUCUGUGUUUGUCUCGGUGUGGGAAGGGAACCUUGACAUGUCACCUAGGUUUGUUCCUGGCCUCCAGGGCAGACUAUGCUUUCUCUGACUCAUGAGACACUGACGGUUCUAUUUUUAAAGCUAGCUAGAGAAAAUUUCAGACAUUUAUGUAGCAAAUACUGAGCAAACUACAAGGAAUUCCCAUCCUCAUAACAACACCCUGAGAUAAUCAACUGCCGACUCUCCUGCUGUCCUUUGGUACAGCGUGGUUUCUUAUCCUCCCUCCUCCCAGGUCAAUCUCAGGACCCGAACCUACCCAUCCGCAUGGGAAUAUUUUCUAAAUAGUGUAUUAUCAACAGUCUCUUCCAAACAUUUGCAUCCACAGCAUCUAUGAACCUGUGCAGCCCUAAACGUGUGCAUCAGGUUUGUAAACGUUUCUGAGAGCAGGAAAAUUAUCAUUCAGUUAACUUCAUUUUGUGUCUCUUAACCAAAAAAGGUGGGAGCGGGACAAACAAAACACCUCAAAAGGCAAGCCCAAUUCAGGUUGUGAUAUUUUCCCAAAUAAACUUGACAGACCCACCUACCUACUACCUACAUACAUUAUAUAUUUAUAUAUGUAUAUAUACACACAUACAUAUACAUAUAGAGUUCUAAAUUUUGAAGCAUCAUAGUAGAUGCUUUUUAUCCUGGACAUCUAAGAAGAGUGCAGACUAUUUCAAGUGCCUCUAGCUUGCUCACAAGGAACUCACGUGAAGCACAGCACAGGGCUGCCUAUCCUUGUCUGGCAUAAAGACACCAAAGAGUGAUGUUCCUAUCAAUAAAUAUUAAGAUUAUUACUUUCAUUAACUCUUUUCUGCUCCUAGGUUUGGCAUGCUCACCCAAACAUUAUGCAAAUGCACGUAAGUCCAGAAAUUUCUUGUACCCGACACCAAGACACUAAGCAUCAAGUGUUUUUAAGAAAAUGCAGUAACAUUCUAUAUUCAUGUCUAAAAGUCGAUCGUACUUAUAAACCUGGCUAUGUAAACUGCAGAGAAGCUAAUUCAGUUAUUAGGAUCCUCAGGUGCCUGUGCCUGACGUACCUAAAUUCUUCCUAAAGAACUGUGGCAUCUAAGCAAUAGUUCAUUGCUCACUGGAAGGACAUUCUCAGUGGGCUUGUUUGGCCAUUUAACAUUCUGAGUGUGAAUAUAAGCUGCUAGGGGCUUAUUUUCAUCCAGUUAUCAAUAAGUGUGCCUCUUCAGAGUUGUAUUUUCUUAAAUUUUUUAAAAGAUUUUUAAAUUUAUUUUUAGAGAGAGGGGAGGGGAGAAAGAGGGAGAGAAACAGAUCCAUGGAUCGGUUGCUUCUCGCACACCCACAACUGGGAACCCAGCCCGCAACCCAGGCAUGUGCCCUGACUGGGAAUCAAACCAGUGACCUUUUGAUUCGCAGGCUGGUGCUCAAUCCACUGAACCACACCAGCCAGGGCUAUUUCUUAAAUUUUUAGUGAAUGAUAACACAGGUGCAAGGAAAAUGAAAAAUAAAAGAUAAAAGGCAACUUUGCUAAAAGAUUUCAUUUUAUCUUUCAUAGUGUUUUUAUUACAUAAGCCUCUUUAUUGCCAAACCACUCGUGCUACUCCAGCUCUUGUUGUGUCAGCAUAACACAACACACACAGAAAUCAAGACCACACAAGACUCCACGGUCCAUUUUGCUUAUGAUUGUGCCUCAAACAACAGUGGAGUCUGAGGCAGAGGUUGGGAGGGUAAUCAUCUUCCCUUUUUUUGCUUAUAUUCAAGCUAAAUUCAAAGUAGCAUUUCUCAAUCUUUUUUUCCUCAGACACAUCCAUCAUUUAUGUAUCAGUGGUGAGGAGAAAUCGGGUAA